UAAUAUUAUCAAUUGUGGUUAAAAUGGAGCUACGCAGCAAAACUAAUAAUAAUUUAAAAGACAUGCUUAAAAGUGCAGGCGUCUAUGAAGAUGGCAUGAAUCUGGAUGAGAUGCGCAUGCUGGCGCGAGCAUUACAGCUGUCCAGCGAAAGCAACGAGUACUCUGAGCUUGACCACGCACUCUAUGAGAGUCAGAUGGAGUCUCAAAUAUUGGCCAGCUCCACAAUGAUCGUUGAUCCCAUAGGGGCGUCUAGGGACACUACUAGCCUUGAUCGCGACUGUGACAGUCCACCAAGUGAGCCCAUAUUCCUGCAGGUGCAGGCACAGGUGCAUCAUGAACUCAACUGGAGUCCCAGCAAGGGUGCAGCAGUAAAUGGACGUCCGCCCAAGCGCAUAGCUAAUGAAGUCAACGCUGAAUGGAAAUCCAAGCGUGUGCUUGUCUGGGGUGAUCGUAAUGAAACGGAGAACGACGUCGAUGUAACACCCAUAUCAUUGGUCAACGACUCUGGCGUUAGCUCGGAUCAAAUUAUCACGUUCUCAAGCAUCAGCGAUACGUCCACAGUGCCAUCAAUUGGCGAAAUGCCCAGUCAAUUGCUUAUCAGCACCAGCAGCGCUGCCGUUUCCGGCUAUUCGGAGAGUGAUGAUGAGAUCAGUCACGUAUGAUAUUUAAUGCUUGAUCAAACAAUUUGAUUGUCUUUAUUUAGCCGAAAAUUAAAG
This is a messenger RNA of Drosophila busckii, 716 nucleotides long. RefSeq lists its product as uncharacterized. NCBI's taxonomy places the organism in Eukaryota, Metazoa, Arthropoda, Insecta, Diptera, Drosophilidae. The transcript is spliced from 2 exons. The record is from RefSeq and is a predicted model, not a curated record. The coding region runs from base 24 to 662 and encodes 212 amino acids.